GUUAGAAACGGGACGAAAAGUUAGCUCGACUAAGACAGCCGCAUUUAAAGUUUAGCUACGUGAAACGCGGCGCACCUAUUAUUGUUAGUUAUAUACUUUUGUUCGCUUUGAUUGUUGAGUUUGAAAGUUUUUGUGGAUAUAUUUACGAACAAUUUCUUGUUUAGGAUAACCAUUUUUGUUUGAAAAAAUGGGAGAAACUGCUAAUAACAAUACUCAGAACACAGCAGACUACUUAGCGCAGCUACUUAAGGAUAAAAAACAGCUCGCAGCUUUUCCUAAUGUAUUUUUGCAUCUUGAACGAUUACUGGAUGACGAGAUCAACAAAGUUCGAAACAAUUUGUUCCAAGUUAAUGGGUGCAAGAAAGAGCCUUUGAUUCUGCCAGAUGCCGAUGGACCCAUCAUAGCACGGUCCGAGAAAGUAUAUGUGCCAGUGAAAGAUCAUCCAGAUUACAACUUUGUGGGAAGAAUUCUUGGCCCUCGAGGCAUGACAGCCAAACAACUUGAGCAAGAAACAGGCUGCAAAAUUAUGGUCAGAGGAAAGGGUUCUAUGAGGGAUAAAAAGAAGGAAGAGCAAAAUAGAGGAAAACCAAAUUGGGAGCAUUUGAAUGAUGAACUUCAUGUUCUGAUUACUGUUGAGGAUACUAGUAAUAGAGCUGCUGUAAAAUUACAGAGAGCAGUUGAAGAAAUAAAGAAGCUUCUUAUUCCAGUUACUGAAGGAGAAGAUGAGCUUAAAAAACGCCAGUUGAUGGAAUUGGCUAUUAUCAAUGGAACAUACAGAGAUAGCACAGGAAAGAAUAAUAACAUAUACAUGUUUUUGACAGAACCAGAGGCAACUAGACUACUGGCUCCUCCCAUGACUGCUAUUUCUAAUCCUCUUCGUACUGCAGGUGCUCCAUUGGGUGCCCCACUUAUACUUUCAUCCCGUAUCCCAGUUCCCACAACAGCUACUCUUUUGAAUGGUAACGCACCACCACCCCUUCUGUCGCCUGCUGAUGCCGGCCUUCUCUAUGCCACAUAUGGAGAUUACCAGCAUUAUGCUGCCCUAACAUCGCCUCUGCUUGCAGAGUACCCUCAUGCAGAGCAUUCAACUACUGGUGCUGUUAAGCAAAGGAGAAAUUUGGGUUUGCGAGAGCACCCUUAUCAACGAUCUGGGUCACUUACUUAAGUGUUCAAGCCUUUGAAACUCCACACCACAUCACCACCUGAACUGCAAGAGUACUAACCCACCCACCUGUGAAAAUACCUCCUGACGAUGCAGGUCUCGAUCAAGCUUCUAUCGCACGGUCCUAUUCGGUCACGAAGGACGGUCCAUACUUACUUGUAGUGCACUCUGUCCCUAUCUUGUUGCCUUGCAAGGAUAAUCAACUAACCAACUUUCCUGCCGUGAUCAAUAUUUCACAGAACCAAGUGAAUAACCAGGUGAUUUGAAGAACAAAGUUUGCUAAUUAUUACUUAACAUCUAAUGCUGCUCUCUGUUAGUGUCUGUUCUUCUGGCCUUGUUCUUUUUCGAGUGUCACAUCUGCAUGGAGGAUAUUUUUUUUAACUUGUUCUGUUAAAACAUUUUUGCUAGUAAUGAAAGGCAUUACAGAAAUUCCUUCCAAAAUUGAUCUCUUUAGUGUUCAGGUAAAGGUUCUGUGUAAAACAAAUUAAUCCAAAUUUAUUAAAUGUUUUUCAAAUGCACUAAUUUGACAAACAUGCUAAGCUUAAUAGUCAUUUAAAAUGCAUUUUAUUUCAUUGAAAUUUCCAGUUUAUAUUAUACGUUUUAUUAAAUGCAUACAAUUUUUGUCCCAUAGAAUAUUAUCUGGCUGGAAGGAAUUUUCGAAAUGCCUUUCUGCAGGCAGAUUUGUAUAGAUGUGCAGCUGUUCAUUUUAAUGUUUCUAAGGCCAUUGCCUACUUAGUUUUUGAGGGGAAAGAAAACAUUCCAUGUCCUUAGUGCUGCCAAAAAUAAUUGUCUUAAGUUAAUACCAAGAUUCAUAAAAAAGUGCAACUUAAUAGACUUUGAGCAUUUAAACGAAAUGUUUGAUAUUUUGUGUUUUUGCGUGUGAAAUUUAAAGUUUCUAUAUUUUUGCUUAAUUUUGCUUCUUUUGCUGUGAAAAAUAUUUACUUAAAAUAUGUAAAGAUUUCCUUAAGUUACGUGCUGUUCAGAAAUAUUAACUGAGUUUUAAUUGAAUAUAAAUUAUUCUGAAGAAGAGAAAAAACAAAACUUUUGCUGUACCUGAAUUUAAAUCAUGUGGGUUAGGAAAUGUUGUGUGUGGAUAAAGAGCAGCUGUGUACUUAGAUCACAUGUGCAUUUACUACUUAAUAUUGUACAUUUUUUUAUUGUUUUGUAAAGUUGCUUAAUAUGAAGUAUAUGUUUUAGUAAUAUACUUAAGUUCUUAAAAUGAUGUUCAUCAAAUAAUUUGUUGCAUCUGGAAUUUUAUUUUUUUGAAAUAAGGGGAAAGAUUUUAUUUUUAUUCACUUAUUCAGAUUGUGGUGCUUCAGUUUCUAAUGCGUAAUAAUUAAUGCACUGUUUUAUUCUUGUAAUUUGAGAAAUUAUGGCAUAAAAUGUGCAAUAUUUGCCUCUUAAAUCUGAAAUUGUCAUAAUAGUGAAUAUACUGAUCUACAUACGUAAUGACCAGCAAUCCAUUUAACAUAAUUAGAUGUGUUCACAUAUCGUGCCUUCUUUAUAUAUAAAUUUUUUAUUUGUUUGGCCUAGAAUUACAGACUGUUAAGUACACAACCUUAUGUGUGUGAGAAUCUCGAUUUGAUCUUUCUCUUUUAUUGUACUUAAUUAUUGUUUAUUUUUCUUCAAUGUCAAAGAACAUUUUGUGGUUGUGGUGAUGUUUGACAUUUUUCUGUCAUUUUUCAUUUAUUGUAAGUGCCAAAAGAUAUUCAUAAAUUUAAGGUUAUUCAUAUUGUUUAUAUUUUAAUGGCCAUAAUACAGAAAUGUGUUUUCAAAAUAAGUUUCAUUUUCUGCUGGUUAAAAAGAUGGGAUUUAGCAACCUAAGUUUAAGAUGAGAUUUAACAAAAGUUUGGACACAAAAUUUUAACGUUUGAUCCAAAAAGAAAUAAUUUUGCAGUUAAUACAUUUUAAUACUAUUGAAAUUUUUAAUGGUGUAUUUAAAAAAUUAAUCUAUUUGAUUAAAAUUUAUGAAUGUAUUUUCAAAUCUGUUGAGAAAUAAAACUGAAUUAUUUUUUAAUUUUCCAUAUAUAUAUAUAUAUGCAUAGAUAGAGAAAACAUUUUUAGGUAAUUAUGGCCAUUCAGUCUGAACCAUGCUAUUGGAUUGUAUGUUACAUUGUGGGUUGCUCUCAAAUUGUGACAUUUGGACAUUUUAGAAUCUCAUUUAAAUGCAUGCAUUUAGCAUGCUUAUUUAUGGUGCUAUAAGUGCCUUAUCGCCAUAUACUGUGACAUUUUGUAUUGUAUAGUUUCUAAAGAAUUUUUAUAAUUGGCAUUUUUCAUUGACGGGUGUUGGCCUCUAUGUGCUCAUAAGAGCAAGAUGCUCUUCAUUCGUUACAUUAUGCAGAUCCACAAUUGAUAUGUUAUAUUGGAAUUUAUCUUGAAAGUAGUUACACUACUGUUGUUAAAUGUUUUAUGUACUUAAACUGUUUUCAUAGCAAUAAAGAUCAGUUUCUGUAA
Stegodyphus dumicola is the source of this 3616-nucleotide messenger RNA. RefSeq names its product protein held out wings (gene how). Gene Ontology annotation, cellular component: nucleus. NCBI's taxonomy places the organism in Eukaryota, Metazoa, Arthropoda, Arachnida, Araneae, Eresidae. Gene Ontology annotation, biological process: regulation of mRNA splicing, via spliceosome. Gene Ontology annotation, molecular function: mRNA binding. The record is from RefSeq and is a predicted model, not a curated record.